This is a messenger RNA of Effrenium voratum, 2874 nucleotides long. The record is from the annotation of a GenBank genome assembly. NCBI's taxonomy places the organism in Eukaryota, Dinophyceae, Suessiales, Symbiodiniaceae.
AUGCAGGAAGCCGCUGGCCGCCCGAGCCUUGUGCUCUUCGAUGGCUUCAAUGCGGAAGAGAGGUUCGGCCACUACGUGCACGAAGCCUUGCCUGACGCCAUGCGCGUGCUGGACAUGCAAGACUUUCACGCCUUGCGACUAGGCCGCGAGCAGCUGGUGGCUGAAGGAGCCUCUGCAGAAGCUGUGGCGACCUUCCGGCCAGCGGCGGGCAACGAGGAUCUUCAGCGAGAGCUGGCAGCAAUCCACCGCUGCGACGCGACCCUGGCCAUCUCUGAGGAUGAAGAAAGGCGGCUUCUGCUGGAGACCUAUGGGGUGCCGGGCUGGAAGGUCUUCGCCGCGCCCUUCGGCUUCAAGCCGAGCUCUUCCUCGCCCGGCUUCGCGGCGCGGGAGGGCGCCAUGUUCAUCGGGACGAAUUGGCGACAUCGGCCAAACCGGGACUGCGCCAGAUGGCUCAUACAGGAGGUUUGGCCCUUGGUGCGGCGAGAGCUGCCGGACGAGGAGCUGAACGUGUUCGGCGCCAACCAGACGCCCGCAGACGCGGCGCUGAGCGAUCCCAGCCGCGGCGCGUUCGUGAGGGGCUACUGCCGCUCCGUAGAGGCCAUGAUGCGAAGGCACAAGGUGCUAGUUGCUCCUCUGCGCUACGGUGCCGGCGUGAAGGGCAAGGUUCUGGAGGCCAUGCUGCACGGCUCCAUUGUGGUGACCACUCCGGUCGGGGUCGAAGGCAUCGCGGAUCCCGAAGCUUUCCCGGGAUAUGUGGUGGACAAUGGCGGGGAGGACGCGGCCGCUUUCGCGGAGGUGGUGGUCCAGGCAUUGCGAGAGCAGCGGCGCUGGGAGGCGCUUCAGCAGGAAGCUGCCAGCUUCAUUUCCGAGCACUUCGAUGAGGCGAAGCUGGGGAAGAGUUUGCUGGACUUCCUCACCGAAGCCCGUGCUCAGCUUCCGCAGAAUCGCCUUCGUGAUUUUGUUGGGCAGAUGCUGUGGCAUAGCUCGCUGCGAUCCACGCAGCUGAUGGCAAAGUACAUCGCUGCCAAAGAGGAGCAUCAGGCCUUGGAGCGCAGAACCGCCGCAGGCGGCCGGAGCUGCGGCGACACACAAAGCUCGACUGCCAUGCAGAAAAGAUGUGAGAAGGGCUCCCAUGCAGCCGCUCAGCGUGUGGCGGUCAUCUUGGACAGCACGGCCUCGCCGAGCAACGAGCGGUGGGAGUGCCUGAGCCCCGGGAAAAUCCAUGGCGCUCAUUGCCAGGCGCUGCAACAAUUGCGGGGGUCCGGCUCCAUGGGUGCCGGGGGCCACAGCCCUCAGCCGUCCAGCGGAAAAACAGACCAGGCCAGCUCCCGCCGGACCCCCAUGAGCGCCAGCGCCAGCGCGCCGGAGCUCCGCGCGAGCGGGCCGAUGAGCGGGAGCAUGCGGAAGACGCUGCGGCCGCGGGGGGAGAACGACUUUGGCAUGGUGCCAGGUGUUCCUGCCGAGGAUGACGUUUACGUGCCAAGGGCCAUGUGGACGGACACGGCGGACAACCCCAUGAAGCAGGAAGACAAGCGCAUCGCGCAGAAGCUGGCCAUGAAGGAGUUCUACCGCAAAGAGCCGCUUGCUUUGGCAGGGCAAGCGGUGAGGCUCGCCAAGCAGAUAGAGGACAACAAAGCCCUCAGGCAAGCUCAGAAAGGGGAGCUGCAGGAUAUGGCCAAGACGGUGACAGCGGCCACCAUGCAGAUGGAGCGCAGGGAGCAGGCGGAGAAGGAAGAGCUCCAGCGGAAGCGCGAGAAGAUGCGGCAAGGCCUGGAUGAGCAGAUGGCGCUUCUGGAGGAGAGGGCCAAGGAAGCCAGGCUCCAGGAUCUCUUGGAGGGAGCGGAGACCAAGGCGCGGAGCAUGCAGAUGCUCUACGAAGAGAUGGAGACGCAGAAGAAGCUAAAGCAGGAGCUCAAGAAGCGCGGCGAUGAAAUGCGGCAAGAGGUCGCGCGCCGCGCCGGGCAAAAGAGCAGCGACAGGCAGCUCGAGCGGGAGGAGCUUCAGGAGAGGAUGCGGCAGGAUGAGAUCCAGGAGGAGUACCGCCAGUCCUUGAAGCAAAAGCGAAUCCGGGCGCACCAAGCGCGGUCAGACGCUCGAGAGGUCAACUACUUCCAGACUGCUGGGCGCGAGCGACAGCAGCGAGAAGAGUCCGAAGCUGCUAGACUGGACCGCGACGAGCAUCAGCACAACCUGCGCUUUGACCUGCACCACUCGAGGCGGGCGGCGGCGCGAAAGCAGCAGCAGCAGAAGGUGCUGGCGGACAUGCGGCUGCAGAGCCUCGGCAUCAAGACCUGCGGCCGCGGGUCGAAGGAGAGGGAGCGGGAGGCCAACGGCGCAGCGGCACGGCUGUGCUCGGAGGCGGAACUGCAAAAAGCGAAGAAGAAACGGCAGCAGGAGCUGGCGAUGCAGGCGGAGCUGGCGAAAAUGAUGAUUGAGAAGCAGAGGACGAGAGAAAAGGAAGAAGAAGGCCCAAAGUCUCGCAUCACCCCUAUGUGCUCCAUGGCGGUGGACCAAACCUUUGUAGACAUGGCGGUGGCCCGCGCUGCUGGCAGCACCAUGCCCAAGUCCUUCAAGCCCAUGCACCAGGUGGAUGCGGCCAAGGACCUAAGCAAGCCUAUGGGCAAGCCACGGGUAAAGCCCUGGGUGGACAUCCAGAAGAGCCACGGUCCGGGAGGUGUCGUCGGCACCUUCGGCGGCGAGGGCCGGACCCAUCUCAGCCUCAUGGCCAGCGGGGGCGCGAAGCGCAUCCUCACCGAGAACACGGCACGGAAGACGUGGUCCGAAGGGCUUCAAGCUGCGGAGCUGAAGGCCGGGGAGAGGGUGGCGCAGCAGCGGCACCACGCGCAGCUGGUGGACAAGACGGACCGCUUCUGA